AUGUUGUUGCAGAGCCUGUCUGUGCUGUCGCUUGCGACUUCGUUUGCCUCGUCGUUUGUGCUCCCUGUCCGGGAUACUGAAGCUCUACCUCCGACAUCGUUUUCGCUAGAAGUUGCGCGCAGCGAGACGGGCAAGAGAGACUUCCAGCGCGAUUGGGCCGCAGCAAGGCAGAAAUGGGGCGGCAGCACCCUCAAGUCCCGACCAACUCCGUUUUCUCUCGCAGAUGAUGACGGGCUCGUUGACGUCCAUCCCAUGGGCAAUGAUGAUUUGUACCUAGCCGACAUACAGAUUGGUAACCCACCACAGACGGUCAAAUUGGCGUUGGAUACCGGCUCUUCUGACGUGUGGGUGCAAUCUACGGACACCAAAUAUCGCGUCAACAGAAACGGACCCUGGGCACCCCAGUAUCGUCCCAAAGACUCCCAGACUUCGUCUCUUAUCAACGAAUCACGCUGGGAUGUUCAGUACCUGGAUGGCACUUCGGCAUUUGGUAUAGUAUACCACGAUACGAUUCGAUUCGGCAACAUCGAGGUGGAAAAUGCCACCGUGCAGUCUGCUCAAACCAUGGCCUCGCGCUUCGAGACGGAUAUCGAGAUGAGCGGUAUCAUGGGGCUCGCCAAGCGUCUGCGAAACAACAUCGAUCCUCCUGUACCAACAUUCAUGGAUAUGCUUACCCCUCUCCUUGACUCGCCAGUCUUCACUGUUGACCUCAAGAAGAAUGCCACUGGCCAGUUUGAGUUUGGUCGCAUUGACAUGGCGAAGGCUUCAGACAACAUUACCUGGCUCGAUUCAGUUGGAAGGAGUGCUCACUGGGACGUCAACUUUGACCUGACCUCGUGGACUAUUCCGGAUCAGACGUGGUGGUACUACCCUUUCUCCGGCACCAUCGACACUGGCACGACCCUUAUGUUCCUGCCCAGUCCUCUGGCCAGUCGGUACUGGUACAGCGUUCCAGGCAUGCGUCAGUCAGUCGAGCUCGACGGCGCCUACACUUUUCCCUGCGCCAACGCCAAGGAUCUGCCCGACCUGCUGCUCAAGCUUCCCGGCACAGAGCACAUCCUGACCAUUCCCGGACGCUACCUCAACUAUGGACCGGCCGACCCCAGAGGCGAGUACUGCUGGGGCGGCAUGCAGAGUGCUGAGGGUAUGCAGAUUGUGGUGCUGGGCGACGUAAUGCUCAAGGCGCUGUUUGUGGCAUUUGACCUGGACAAGCAACGCGUCGGGUUCGCCAACAAGGUGCUCACGGACGAGAUGUAG
Messenger RNA from Cordyceps militaris CM01, 1257 nucleotides. Its product is annotated as endothiapepsin precursor. The record is from RefSeq and is a predicted model, not a curated record. Gene Ontology annotation, molecular function: aspartic-type endopeptidase activity. The transcript is spliced from 4 exons. Bases 1 to 1257 code for a protein of 418 amino acids. Gene Ontology annotation, biological process: proteolysis. NCBI's taxonomy places the organism in Eukaryota, Fungi, Ascomycota, Sordariomycetes, Hypocreales, Cordycipitaceae.